AUGCCCAAAAGAAAGUGCACAUUUAAUGAAAAGUUACAAAGUGAANAGCAUUCAGCAUUGAACAUGGUGGUAAGUCGGAUAAUACACAACAUUUAAAAUCGGAACGACAUAAUAUAGCUGCCAGAGCGUCUAAAUCUCAAAAAUUGUCAAAUUUUUUUUCUCCAAAAACACAAUUUGCUGAUAAAGAACAAAAAUUAGCUGCAGAUGAAGGAAUUUUUGAUUAUCAUACUUGUAAACACAGUCAAAGUCUCAAUUCUAUGGAUUGUACUUCUCAGUUAGUUCGUAAAUUAUAUGAGAAAAAAUUUACUUGUGGUAGAACUAAAACAAAAUCUAUCAUCACUAAUGUAUUUUUACCCUAUGCUGUUAAUAUUUUAAAAACAGAUUUACUCAAGUGCAAUUUUGUAUCAAUUAUGACUGAUGCAUCUAAUCAUAAUUCUCAAAAAAUGAUACCCAUUCUUGUUCGCUAUUUUAUAUGGAGGUGUCCGUUAAUGGAGAUUUCACUGUAUUUGAAAUAG
Messenger RNA from Cinara cedri, 515 nucleotides. Lineage: Eukaryota; Metazoa; Arthropoda; Insecta; Hemiptera; Aphididae. The record is from the annotation of a GenBank genome assembly.